Racocetra persica is the source of this 267-nucleotide messenger RNA. The record is from the annotation of a GenBank genome assembly. NCBI's taxonomy places the organism in Eukaryota, Fungi, Glomeromycota, Glomeromycetes, Diversisporales, Gigasporaceae.
UUCUCUUAAUUGUAUAUUUCUACUGGAUGAGAAUUUAUCAACUGGGAUCCCAGAAAUGAUUGGUCUCGCAUCAUUGAAAGCGAUUUUUGAAAAUAUAAGAAGCGAAUAUACUCCAUAUCAUUUGUCAGAUAAAGAUGUUAUACGAUAUCAUGAGAUAUCCAAGAUCGCAAAUAAAAACUUCCAAGGUUGCAAGUUAUUACUUAGGAAAUGGCAGAAGGAAGUCGAAGAGAAUGAUGAUGAUUUAGUUUUAGAAGUUUUUGAAUCAGU